CUUUCCAUCACUUUCCAAAAACUCCUUUUCUACACAGCUUGCAUCCCUCGACACACCACCCCUUCAGGACACUCUAGACCAGGAUGGGCGACUACGAGAGUGCAGGAGGCUCCCUCAAGUUCAAGGGCGGCGGAGGAAUUACCAAGAAGAAAAAGAAAAAGACCGAUCCUGCAAAAGUCAGGGCAGCAUUGGACACCAAAGAAGCCAGUCCGAGUACUUCCAAACCCAUUAAGGUCAUUGAGAAGACAGCAGCAGAGCUCAAGUUUGAAGAAGUACAACGGAAACGCCAAGAGGAAAAGGUUCUCAAGUCCGCAAUGAAGUCUCACAAGGAGAAGGUCGCUGAACUGAACCGGAAACUGGAGGAAAUGACCGAGCAUUACGAUAUCCCCAAGGUCGGACCGGGAUAAUACUUGCAGCAUCGUCAAUCCAAAAUAAAGGCAGCAUUGUCCAGCAAACAAUGGGAAGGCACAUUCAAGCAACGGGAAGUGUAUUGUGUUACACACAUCGACUCGACUCAUUGUCGCUCUCGAUUUGAUCUCAUUUAUCAGAUAUGUGGACCGAAACUGCAUCCAGACCAAAAAGCGCAGGCGGAAGCAUGAUCAAAUCAAAAACAUAUAAACAGCGUAUUGAUUGUGCAAU
Gamsiella multidivaricata is the source of this 639-nucleotide messenger RNA. RefSeq lists its product as uncharacterized. Bases 84 to 407 code for a protein of 107 amino acids. The record is from RefSeq and is a predicted model, not a curated record. The transcript has 4 exons. NCBI's taxonomy places the organism in Eukaryota, Fungi, Mortierellomycota, Mortierellomycetes, Mortierellales, Mortierellaceae. Gene Ontology annotation, cellular component: nucleolus.